CUCAUAGGGGAGAGAGAAGCGCUCUUAUUCCGGGAAAUUUGAAGGAAGGAGGGCCUGAUUUUGGAACAUUUAUUUCAAUUUAUACCUCAUUUGCCUUGUAUACAUCAUGCAUUUUAGAACAGUCAGUUUGGAAUGAUUCAAAGCAAUGUGUUUGCCUCUUUCGGGGACGGAUUGUGUGGCGUUAGCCCCAUUCUUUUGGAUAAUUUCUCUUCCAGUUUUCGGGUCGUUUCGUGGGCCAGAAGCUGUGCUUCGAUUUUCGCUGCUUCUCAUCAUUAACAAUGUCAUUUGCGGCGCAAUUCUGCCAGAGAUGUUGGUGCCAAUUAUGCCAUUUCUCAAGUCUGCCUUGUUUUUUUUGCUGAUCUCUCUUCCAAUAAACUUGGUGCCAUUUGUUGUGGUGUGGGUGUACGACAAGCUCAUAUGGCUGUCUGAGCCAGCACUACUCACUCUAGAGGCAGUGCAAAUUGUCAGAGUUACCACCAACCUUAGUCAACGACUUGUUCAAGGUAUUCAAGACCAGCCAUUUCUGAUGAAGUCUGCUAUUCUUGUUGGUAGUGGAUUUUGCUAUUUACUAUCGAUACAUAUAAUUAUUUUUCUGUUUUCAUCUGGGUCAACUACACAGAAAUGGCUCAUCGGUGUAUUGAUUAUAAUUGCUGUUGUUAUUCUGGUUGCUACAUUAUUAACAGAAGAAGGUGUGAUAACUGAUGCAGCAGUCAUUACAUUAGCUAUGUGCCUUGCUAUGUGGGUUAUGCGUCAGGAGAUGUACUUAGUAAAGUACCCGGUAACAGAACCAAAUCAAUGGUACAGGACGGCCACAGAAGAAGCUUCCUUCAUACAAGUGCUCUACACAAUUUUAACGCAACAAAUUAAUAAGGCUACACAAGCAGUACAGUUUUUACGAAAUAUGUUCAGUGCUUCAUUUUUAUUGUUGAUUGUUCUGCGAGUAAGCAGUGUCCUAAGCACGGUGUGGUAUAUGUCAAAAAGAAAUGCUCAGGAUGUUUACCUUAAUGAAGAUUCUUCACGUUUUUUCAAGUGGAAUGCACCAACGGCACUUAAGCUCGCUUUUAUUUUCGUCUACACGCAGCUUGUUGUCUACAACGUGAAAAGGUCGACAGGUUUUAUUGGCUACAGUCGCCGAUAUAUUGACGUGUUCACCAAAGAUGUAUUCCAUGAGGUGGGCUUUUGUCGGUUAUUACAGCUUGGCGUUCUCUCGUUAACCUACUUGUGGCGUCUGUAUCAGGCCGAUCAUUUGAAUUAUGAUUAUUAUUAAGAAGUUCAUAAUUAUUAUUUUGAAAAUAUUUGAUUUCAAUAUAUAUUUUUCUAAUUUUUAUCAUUUUUUCUUUAGCGUACAAAUUAUAUGCUAAUGUGGAAAGGGUUGUAGUGUAAGUUGGCUUCACGGCAGAUAGAAAACCUUGUUAAAUUAUCACUCUAGCCUACAUCAUCAUUUGAUUAUAAUGUUGACAAAGAAAUGCUUACAAUACGAUUUUGCUACCUUAUGAUUGGUUGAAAACAACAUCCAUAAAAAGGAAGUGGCUAUUGCUACACCAGUCAAUUACUAAUUCUUAUUGAAUGUUGCUUCGCUAAUCCAAUUCAUACAUACAAUAACAUCCAAUCAGAUUAGAAAUUGGUUGAAGACUGGUGUAACAAUAGCUACUUAAAAAAAAACAUGGAUGAACUUUAAUUACUUUAUUUUUUUAAUAAUCCAACUGUACAUAUAUUCUAUAUAUAAAUACUGUAUACAAGAAAAAAAUGAUAAGACUGUUCAUUAUAAAUUCCCUUCAAGGAUUUCAAAAUAUGUAGUAAUCAAGGGUUCCAGCCAUCUCAAAUCGAGAUCCAUCACAUAAAUUUGUUAGCUAUUCCAUUACACAGCAUACAUUGGUUACACCAAGAAUUUACACACAUAGAAAUAUGCAACCAAAAAUUUAAUUUAAUAAAUUUGUAUAAGACUACAUAUGUAGAGAUAUUUCUUUCAUGUAAUACUCAUUAUUCUGAAAAGUCUUAACUCAUAUAGGUACAAAAAGUGUAAAAGUAUAUCAUACUAUACGCUCAUUUGCAUUAAACAGUUAAUAUUAGUUUAUAUGAAUUGUUAUUCAUUAAAAAUAAUAUCAAUAUUUUGGCAGAUUAUUAUCUUGCAUACUGCCUUUAUGCAUGCUACACAAAUGUUUAAAAAAUAUCAGAUUUAAUAGUCAUGAAAUGGCAGUUUAUAAAAUAGAAUGAUUUGUUAAAAUGAGAUAAUGUAAGUGAUUUCUGCAGUGCUUUAUAACUUCUGUAAAUAUUUUUUGUUAAAGAAAAAAAGAUUUAUUAUAUAAACAAAAUAUAUGGAACUCCAGUACUGAUGGCAUCACCUCAAAUAUCAUUUCAAAUUGCUCCUCAUUCUUGUCGUUAUUUUAAUAACGAAGGUUAAUUGAAUAAUGAUGAUGAUUGUGAAGUACUUCAGGCACAAACCUCAGUCUUGUAAAGGCAUUUACAUCUUUCAUCUGUUGUUGCCAUGACAUUGGUUGCUAUGGAAUGUUAUUAUAGUUAAUAAAGCUGAAUGCCUAUUUGCUAAUUGGAACUGACAACUGACCAAUCAUUCUGUUGAUAAUGAAGUAAAGUAGAGCUUUUUCCAGCCAACACUUUACUGUAUAACUAAGAUUGUUUAUAUUUGUAUAUUGGUAUUAAAACUUGUAAAUUAUUAUAAUUUCAAAUAAUUAUUUAUUUUUAUUAAAUUGACAUUCAGUGUUACAGACAGGGUAUUUAUAAAGGUAUAGGUUUAAUUAUGUAAGAAAAUCUGUAGAAUGGUAAAGAUGCUUUUUCCAAUCCCAUGGUCCUCGGUUCAGUUCCCUUGUGACACCAUUUCCUUUUCUCAUGACUCAAAACUACUCCACUAGUACUACUACUACUACUCAUUAUGAUGCUUGCUUUGUAGACCACCAUUGCUUGUUGUUAUACGAUACAAUAUAUGUGACCGGGCUCAGGCAAAACCCACCGCUUGUCGCAAUUUAUAAUUUCCCACAAGCACCCAAAACGUCUGAGAAUCAGCAUUUUGACCAUUUUCAGAUUUUUGCAUUUUAUAAAAGAAGGGAUAUCAAAGAACAUUUCUGUAAAACACUUAAUUUCACUGAAAAGUAAAUUAACAUUAUUUUUAAAAUACAAAUCUUAAUAAUA
Anneissia japonica is the source of this 3144-nucleotide messenger RNA. RefSeq lists its product as uncharacterized. The coding region runs from base 146 to 1267 and encodes 373 amino acids. The record is from RefSeq and is a predicted model, not a curated record. The transcript is spliced from 8 exons. Lineage: Eukaryota; Metazoa; Echinodermata; Crinoidea; Comatulida; Comatulidae.